This is a messenger RNA of Brugia pahangi, 210 nucleotides long. NCBI's taxonomy places the organism in Eukaryota, Metazoa, Nematoda, Chromadorea, Rhabditida, Onchocercidae. The record is from the annotation of a GenBank genome assembly.
AUGACAACGAUGGCAAUAAUAAAACUAAUACCAACAAUAAUAGCAACAGUAGUAACAGGAAUGACAACAACUAUGAUAACAAACGACAAUAACACUGAUAAUAACAGUAACAACGACAACAGUAAUGAUAACAACAACAACAAAACAUAUAUACGUGAUAGUAAGCUACUGUAUAUUCCAAUACCAAUAAAUAUUCCAAAAGUUACGUGA